UUAUAUGUAUAUGAGUAGGCUGUUUAUUUGCAUGUUGUCUCAUCUGUGCAAGUAUGUCGUUUAUGCAGGCAUACUGCGUUUCGUGGAACCUAAACUGUAACUGAUACCGAUAUCCACCGGAAGUUGUGGUCGUACUUGUAUAAUGCUCAAAAGUCAGCGCUUCAAACACACUGGCCCGCUUGAAAGCGAGCAGUGUCUGCGAGUUUUUGAGUUGUAUGCAAUUUCUUCCAUCGUUCCAUUGCAGUUUGGGGCUUCCGUCUUCCAUACUGUGAUUACGGAUCCUGGCCACGUUUAGAUGGCUUGAAUCAAUAAGUCUGUAAAUUACUAACCAGAAUUCGCUGUUCAGAACAUUGUUGGUUUCGCGUUCUGUUGGGGUCCCAGGUUGCAGCCUUGGUUUGGACGAUGGCCCAGUCGUUGACAGACGUUUCACAACAGAUGGAACUAGAGUCCUACAAAAAGCAUCGAAUCAGCGUGGUGACAGGCAGUGAUAACCGGUUUGAAGGCUGGUUAAAGGAUGUCUUCCCAGAUUCCAAGGAGAUUUCGUUGGAAAAGGUGCGCUUUUGUGGGACCGAAUCUCGCCGCACCCAUAAAUCUGCACCGGCUCGAUUGGAAGUGUAUAGCUGUAUCCGGCUGCAGUUAUCCGAAGCCAAAGAGAUUUUCGCUCACAUCCAGACGAAUCCGGAAGUGAUCAUGGACUCAGCGGUUCUCGAGAGCGGAGAGGCUGUGGUGCCGAUUCUGUGGCACACCGUCCGACUGCCCAACAACAAGGAAGCCGUGAUUCUCCCCAGCCCACCCGACCGUCCACGUGCCGCUGGCCCCACCCUGAGUACCGAAGGCGCCCUGCUGGAUAUUCCCAUUGCCCUGGAAGUCCUGGCGGAACAUACGCGACGCGAUGAUAAACCGCAGGCCAGUUUUAUUUCCCGCGCCCAGAUUCGCUACGAAGGCACACUGAAGCACCUGGAUGAAAGCACGCGCACGGUGUCCUUGCAUAAUGUGCGCUUUCUUGGUACGGAAAACCGACCGAGUGUGAAGCAAGUGGCGCCGCGUGCGGAAGUUUAUCCGUCGGUGAAGUUCCAGCUGGAUCAGAUUCGUAAUAUCCGCAUUACGGUUGCCAUGUGCAAGGAAAUGGCCGAGGAUAGCGCUGUGCUGAUCGACGAGACGUCCAGCGGUGUGAUUGAAUUGGAUGCAACAUCGGCAUCACCACUCGUACCUCCCUUUGGUGACUCACAGGGAAAUGAAUCUGGACAAGCGGAAACAUCGUCGCAAAAUGACUUACGUCGCCGUAAUGCGCGUAAUGCAGCCCCUCCUCGGCGGCUGCAGAACAGCGGCGGAUUGGAGACCAUUAAGACUCGAAAGGCCCGUACUUAUAGUCGUUCUGGUAAUAAGAAGUAUGGGACAACAAAGCGCACCCCGCUUCGCCCACCGGCACCCAUGGAGCCCUCCUCCAGUGACAACAGUGACGAGCGCGCGGCCUCACUGCAUUCGAACUCCAACAGUACCGAAGAUGCGCCGAAACCAGCCAAGACCAAAGGCCGCAAGCGGAGUGUGUCGUACCUCCCACCUAAGGGUUCUGCAGCUAGUAGAGCCAAACGCUCACGACAGCAUUCUGAGACGAACGUUCGCAAGAGUGUUGUCACUGCACAGGAAUCUCUGGAUGAACCGAUGUACAGUCAACCUGUACUUCAGGUGGAUACUUCGGAUGUUGUGCGUGAUGCCAUGGAGCCAGACAGCGGAAAAUUGGGUGAUAUUGGAGUGAACGGAAACACUGGUCAGGAUUCGGAUGGCUCAGCGCAGGUCGAAGAAAGAAAGGAACCAAUCGUUUUUGACGUAAAAUGGGACGCUAAAAAAGCUCGUUGUCCCGUGCCGAACUGCUCCGUGCCGAACUAUCUUUCUAUGAGUAUGUAUACCAUGCAUCAGCACUUCCGAAAGGAGCACUUGAAGCAGUAUCCCAAGUAUCAGCUGCGCUUGCACUGCAGCUUGUGCUCGGAAAACGGCUUUAACGGAGGACAGAUUCCGGACUUACGCCGCCACAUGGAACAGAAGCACGGAUGGAGCGGCUGGAGUUCGAACGGCAAUCCAUUGCGCGAUUCGAUAGAUACUAACGAAAAUGAGGUUAAUGGUAGUAUGGACCGAGCGUCAGGAGAGGAAGCUGCGGCGGUGGGAGAAUCGAUGACUAGUGAAGAUCCGGAAACUUGAGUUGACCGUACAGGAUAUGAAAACGAUGUGGUCGGCUCGGUUUUCCUGACAGUUUCUCGUGAUUUUUUUACGGCCAGCGUUCCAUAGAUGGACCGAUGACUGCACAUAUGUGCCAAAUUGUUUCUUCAGAUCUUCUUUUGUUAAUAGUAUAAUUAACGACGCGAUAGUUCAGUAUUUUCUUUUCCUGACUGAUUGAUGAUUGUCCUUUUUUUUGACGAUGGGCUUGCAAUUUGCCAAAGUACAUCGGAUUGUUCUAGUGUUGGGUAGUAAAAGUCCUUGCCAGUAUACUUAUUUUUACUAUCGGCUUUUGAAAGUUUACUUAUUUUUACUUACUAUUCAAAAUUUUUCGGGACUUUUACUUACUUUUACUUUUUAUUUCAAUUUUCCCAAGGACAUUUACUUACUAAAUUAAAGUAAAUUUACUAAAUAAAUGUAAUUUAGCAUUGAAAGUUUCGAAUUGCUUUAGUUUCAAAGCGCAAAAGACGGCUGAAAAUUGCAGAUAAAUUUCUUAUGCAUUAAUCGAGCUAUACAGGUGCAUACUGAAAAGUAAAUACUGCUGCUUUUGAGGGCGGCAGGCUGGCAGCCGACUACUGCGCACACCCACUUUACCUGCGAGUGGCGGCGGCUGACACGCCAAUUUUCCGUAACGCUGAUAAAACGAAUUAGUAAAUAAUUUAGUAAAAGAUCUUCAUUUAUUCAGCACUGAACCUUAAUAUUUACUUACUUUCUACUAUUCCGGCAACACAUUUGCUUACUUUUACUAACUUUGUUUCCAAAACCUUACUAUUUACUAGACUUUUAAUAU
This is a messenger RNA of Paramacrobiotus metropolitanus, 3001 nucleotides long. RefSeq lists its product as uncharacterized. Lineage: Eukaryota; Metazoa; Tardigrada; Eutardigrada; Parachela; Macrobiotidae. The transcript has 8 exons. The record is from RefSeq and is a predicted model, not a curated record. The coding region runs from base 403 to 2196 and encodes 597 amino acids.